AUGGCACUGGCGCUGCCAAUCUUCUUUGCCUUGCUCUUUGUCCUGCUGUGUGUCCUGGGGAUCCUGGCCAAUGGCUUCAUCGUGCUGACGCUGAGCAGAGAGAGGCUGCUGCGCGGUAGGCUGCUCCCCUCGGACAUGAUUCUCCUUGGCUUAGGUGCUUCCCGUUGUAGCCAGCAGUGUCUUGGGCUGGUGUACAGCUUCUACUAUUCCUUCCACCUGGUUGACUUCUCCAAGAGUCUUGCCAGACAGCUCAUUUCUCUACACUGGGAAUUUUUCAACUCAUCCACCUUCUGGUUUGCUGCCUGGCUCAGUGUCCUGUUCUAUGUAAAAAUUGCUAACUUCUCCCAUCCCGCCUUCUUCUGCUUGAAGUGGAGGCUCCCAGCAUCGGUGCCCUGGCUCCUGCUGGGUUCUGUCCUUAUUUCCCUCACGGUAGUGCUGCUGUUCUUUGGGGGGAACUUUGUGUAUGAUGAGGAAAUUUUAACAAGCAAACUUUCUGGAAACCUGACUGAGAAGGAAUGGAACAGGAAGCUGGAAAUUCGCUAUUUCAUGCCUCUGAAACUUGUCAUGAUGUCAAUUCCAUGCUCUCUCUUUCUUCUCUCGAUUUUGCUGUUGAUUGGUUCUCUGAGGAAACACAGCCUGAGAAUGCAGGACAAUGCCCACAACCCUCAGGGUUGCCGCAACCAGGUUCACACCAGAGCUCUAAAGUCCCUCUUCUCCUUCCUUGUUCUCUAUGCUCUGUCUUUUGUGUCCCUGAUCAUUGACGCUACAGUCUUUAUCACCUCAGACAGUAGGUGGUACUGGCCUUGGCAGAUCUUAAUGUAUCUGUCCAUUUCUAUCCAUCCCUUCAUCCUCAUCAGAAGCAACCUCAAGCUUCGAGGCAUGUUCAAGAAGCUAUUGCUCUUGUGCAGGGGCUUCUGGGUGACCUAGGUAGCACAAUUUCCUAAUCUAAACUCCCAGAAGAGACUCAAAGGAGGGAUCAGAGCUGAGCUCACCUACAUAGUAAUGUCCUCAAAGACAGAUGAGCAGUAAAUCAUGCCAUGGGAUUCCUCCUCUCGGAAGGAGAGAAAAGAGGAAAAUCUAGGUACUCUCUGAACAUGUUUCAUUUCCUUGGCAAACUAUUCAAAUGGACCCAUAUUAACCCUGGACAGCUAGGGACCAUCCAGAAGUUCAGAAUAUACAAUUUUGUGAUACUUUUAUGUCUAUAUUCCCUUUGUUAUCUGGAAGCCUUCAGUUAAAAAGUCUA
Messenger RNA from Fukomys damarensis (Damara mole-rat), 1243 nucleotides. It is a transcript of the gene Tas2r41, whose product is annotated as taste 2 receptor member 41. Gene Ontology annotation, cellular component: membrane. The record is from RefSeq and is a predicted model, not a curated record. Gene Ontology annotation, biological process: detection of chemical stimulus involved in sensory perception of bitter taste; G protein-coupled receptor signaling pathway; sensory perception of taste. Gene Ontology annotation, molecular function: G protein-coupled receptor activity. Lineage: Eukaryota; Metazoa; Chordata; Mammalia; Rodentia; Bathyergidae.